Capsella rubella is the source of this 2338-nucleotide messenger RNA. Its product is annotated as LEAF RUST 10 DISEASE-RESISTANCE LOCUS RECEPTOR-LIKE PROTEIN KINASE-like 2.4. The record is from RefSeq and is a predicted model, not a curated record. Gene Ontology annotation, molecular function: ATP binding; protein kinase activity. The transcript is spliced from 5 exons. Gene Ontology annotation, biological process: protein phosphorylation. NCBI's taxonomy places the organism in Eukaryota, Viridiplantae, Streptophyta, Magnoliopsida, Brassicales, Brassicaceae. Bases 91 to 2151 code for a protein of 686 amino acids.
UUUACUAUUCUUCUCUUUCUUACUUUUAUAAUCACCCUUUUGGUAGAGUCCUUUCAUAUUUUAUUUUCGUAUGCCUUCUUCUUCGAGCUAAUGGUUAAAGAGUUGUCACUAAUGUUCCUCCUUGUUUCACUUUUAUUCGUCUCAACUACGGACAUAACGUCAAGAAACUUUACUAUAGAGAACAAAUGUGAUUACACUGUCUGGCCUGGAGUUCUAACCACCGGGACUACUGUUCUGAACUCCACCACCGGGUUCCAACUUAAUAAAGGAGAGUCGCGUGUCAUCAGUACGCCGUCUUCAUGGACUGGUCGUUUUUGGGGUAGGUCUCUUUGCUCCACCAGCUCAACAGGUAAUUUCUCAUGUGCUACCGGAGACUGCGGCUCGGGCAAAAUCGAGUGCUCUGGAGGCGCAGCGCCUCCAACGACUCUAGCUGAGUUUGGCCUUAAUGUGGCGAACGGUCAGGACUUCUAUGACGUAAGUCUUGUGGACGGUUACAACCUUCCGUUAGUGGUGGUUCCACAGACGCAGAGUGGCCAGACAUUGUGUAGCAGCAUAGGUUGUGUAGUUAACCUGACCAAGACUUGUCCGACGGAGCUUCAGGUCAUGGGAAGGUCCGGCCAGGAAGAGCCAAUUGCUUGCAUGAAUGCUUGUCAGAAAUUCAAAACGCCCGAGUUCUGCUGCACGGGAGAGUACUCGACGCCUAAGAAAUGUCCACCGUCGCUUUACGCCAAGAAUUUCAAGAACGAGUGUCCACUUGCUUAUAGCUAUGCUUAUGACGACGAUGCAACCACCACGUUCAGAUGCUCAAACUCUCCUAACUAUGUCAUCACUUUUUGUCCUCCGAUAACUCCGAACAUCACCAACUCAACCUCAACGGUUGAAUCUCCCUCACAGUCUCAACCUCCCAAGGAAACUAAUGAAGGAACAAAACAAAAAUCAUCAUGGAAGUUGAAACUCAUACUUGGAGUCUCAGCAGCUUUAACAGUGAUGAUCAUUAUCAUAGUCGUGAUAAUAGUGAAAAGAAAGAGUGAGUGGAAUGACAAGAACGUUGAAGCAGUUGUAAUGUUGAAACGUUAUAGUUACAAAAGAGUCAAGAAAAUGACAAACUCAUUUGCGCAUGUUCUUGGAAAAGGAGGAUUUGGAAUUGUCUACAAAGGAAAGCUACCUGAUAGUGGUCAGGUUGUUGCGGUGAAGAUCUUAAAAGAAACAGAAGGGAAUGGAGAAGAGUUCAUCAAUGAAGUAGCUAGCAUGAGUAGAACAUCUCAUGUCAAUAUUGUUUCUCUCCUUGGAUUCUGUUAUGAAAGGAACAAGAGAGCUAUAGUCUACGAGUUCAUGCCGAAUGGAUCCCUCGACAAGUAUAUUUCUAAAAAUAUGUCAACCAAGAUGGAUUGGGAAAGAGUAUAUAAGAUUGCGGUAGGUGUCUCUCGCGGGCUAGAGUAUUUGCACAAUCGUUGUGUCACGAGGAUUGUACAUUUCGACAUAAAGCCGCAAAACAUACUUAUGGAUGAUUAUCUUUGCCCUAAGAUUUCAGAUUUUGGUCUUGCUAAACUAUGCAAAAAUAAGGAAGAAAGUAUAGUCUCAAUGCUAGAUGCUAGAGGAACAGCAGGAUACAUUGCCCCUGAAGUAUUUUCUAAGAAUUUUGGAGGAGCUUCGCAUAAGUCAGAUGUGUAUAGUUAUGGGAUGGUGGUUCUUGAGAUGAUUGGAGCUAGGAAUAUAGAAAAGCUUAAUAAUGCUCAAUCCAAUAAUAGUUCAGUGUACUUUCCAGAUUGGAUCUAUAAAGAUUUUGAGCAAGGAGAGAUUUUGAGGAUUUUCGGAGAUCAAAUAACCGAAGAAGAAGAGAAAAUUGCGAAGAAAUUGGUAUUGGUUGGUCUAUGGUGUAUUCAGAUGAAUCCAUUUGACCGUCCACCAAUGAUAAAAGUCAUUGAAAUGUUAGAGGGGAGUCUAGAGGCUCUGGAAGUUCCACCUAAACCUCUCUUUUAUUUACCCGCAGCAACAGCUCGAGAAACUCUGGAAGAUAAUGAGACUUCAAUCUUCUCUAACCUAACUCAGUUUGAAAGAGUCACUCCUUCAGCCAGUGAAGAUACGUUACACUUUUCCAAAGAAGUGGUUCAACAAUUUGAAGAGACUCAACAUAGAUCAGGGUCCUCCUAAACUAAAGUCAAUAAGAGAGGGGAUGUCUUAAAAAUUGUGCCAUAUCUUGAGGUAUUCUUCUAAAGACAGAGCUAGAACCAAGGUGUUAUAUAUAUAUUUCUCAAUAGCCAAGAUAUCAAGAAACAUAUUUGCUUCUAGAUAAAAAUCUUAUAUACAACUAGAUAUGGUUUCAAAUUUUUUUAGUAAA